ACGGGCGCCCGCCCCGAAGCGACUUUCGGUCCCCGACGCGCCCCGCCCGACCCCUAGGAUGAAGAGGGCGUCUGCUGGAGGAAGCCAGCUGCUGGCAUGGGUGCUGUGGCUGCAGGCCUGGCACGUGGCAGCCCCAUGCCCAGGUGCCUGUGUGUGCUACAAUGAGCCCAAGGUGACAACGAGUUGCCCCCAGCAGGGCCUGCAGGCUGUGCCUGCAGGCAUCCCAGCUGCCAGCCAGCGCGUCUUCCUGCACGGCAACCGCAUCUCACACGUGCCAGCUGCCAGCUUCCGUGCCUGCCGCAACCUCACCAUCCUGUGGCUGCACUCUAACUUGCUGGCUCAGAUUGACGCUGCUGCCUUCACCGGCUUGGCCCUCUUGGAACAGCUGGACCUCAGUGACAACGCUCAGCUCCGAGCCGUGGACCCCACCACAUUCCACGGCCUGGGCCGCCUGCACACACUGCACCUGGACCGUUGCGGCCUGCAGGAGCUGGGCCCAGGCCUGUUCCGCGGCCUGGCCGCCCUGCAGUACCUCUACCUGCAGGACAACGGGCUGCAAGCACUGCCCGACGACGCCUUCCGAGACCUGGGCAACCUGACACACCUCUUCCUGCACGGCAACCGCAUCCCCAGCGUGCCCGAGCACGCCUUCCGGGGCCUGCACAGCCUCGACCGCCUCCUGCUACACCAGAACCGUGUGGCCCAUGUGCACCCACACGCCUUCCGCGACCUCGGCCGCCUCAUGACUCUGUACCUGUUCGCCAACAACCUGUCCACGCUGCCUGCGGAGGCCCUGGCACCCCUGCGCUCUCUGCAGUACCUGCGGCUCAACGACAAUCCCUGGGUGUGCGACUGCCGGGCACGCCCACUCUGGGCCUGGCUGCAGAAGUUCCGGGGCUCUUCGUCCGAGCUGCCCUGCAGCCUGCCCCCACAUCUGGCUGGCCGUGACCUCAAGCGCCUGGCAGCAGGAGACCUAGAAGGCUGCACUGUGGCUGUCCGGCCUUCCCGUCCCAUCUGGACAGGAGGACUCACAGAUGAGGAGCUGCUGGGACUGCCCAAGUGCUGCCAGCCGGACGCUGCAGACAAGAACUCGGUACUAGAGCCUGGGAGGCCAGCAUCUGCCGGCAAUGCACUGAAGGGGCGUGUGCCGCCCGGAGACAGCCCGCCCGGCAAUGGCUCGGGCCCUCGGCACAUCAACGACUCCCCCUUUGGGACUCUUCCCAGCUCAGCUGAGCCCCCAAUGACUGCUGUGCGGCCUGAGGGCUCAGAGCCACCAGGCUUCCCCACCUCAGGCCCUCGGCGGAGGCCGGGUUGUUCCCGAAAGAACCGCACUAGAAGCCACUGUCGUCUGGGUCAGGCAGGCAGUGGGGGUGCCGGUGCAGGCGACUCAGAGAGCUCGGGCACUCUGCCCACCUUGGCCUGCAGCCUUGUGCACCUGGGCCUUGCACUGGUGCUGUGGACAGUGCUCAGGCCCUGCUGACCCCCAGGCAUGAGAGUGCUCAGCAACCAGGUGUGUGUACAUACGGGGUCUCCCUCCACACCGCCAGCCAGCCGGCCGGGUAGCAGGCACCACGGGACAGGACAGGCCCUCCCCAUUGGACACCUCCUGCCCACCGCCCCCAUCUCUACCCAUCAUGUUUACAGGGUUUGAUGGCAGCGUUUGUUCCAGAACGCUGCCUCCCACCCAGAUCAUGGUAUAUAGAGAUAUGCAUUUUAUUUUACUUGUGUAAAAAUAUCGGACAAUGUGGAAUAAAGAGCUCUUUUCUUAA
Molecule: messenger RNA, 1769 nt
Organism: Otolemur garnettii (small-eared galago)
Lineage: Eukaryota; Metazoa; Chordata; Mammalia; Primates; Galagidae
Gene: RTN4R
Product: reticulon 4 receptor
Exons: 2
Coding region: 59-1480 (473 amino acids)
Cellular component (GO): plasma membrane
Molecular function (GO): protein binding
Source: RefSeq, a predicted model, not a curated record